AUGGGAGGGCAGCGUGUGCAGCAGCUGGCCUCUUGCGUUUUAUACCACAUCUGCGUCGCUGUCUUCCGCUUCCACCUCUUCCAGGGGCAUGGGGUCUGCUCACCAGAGGAGGAGGCCUGUUCCAGGCUGGCAAUCUGCAGCAGGUUCGGACCGCGCCGAGCCCGCCGAGCGGAGAGACCCCCUCCGCGCCUUCGCUCCUCGCUGGCUUGGCCCGGCGCGCUCGUGAGGCCGGGUGGCCCGAUCUCGGGGCUCUGCCCGACUUACGGCUAUGCUGUCAGUCAGCGGGCUUUGAAGGCCUGCUCGGGCCAGGCGAGUUGUUCCGUCUGCAGGGGCGCGACGUGCGACCCGUCGGCGGGAAGGCCGAUUUGA
Molecule: messenger RNA, 369 nt
Organism: Prorocentrum cordatum
Lineage: Eukaryota; Dinophyceae; Prorocentrales; Prorocentraceae
Source: the annotation of a GenBank genome assembly